UGUUCGUUAAAUUCGACAUUUUCGUGCGGAACUUCAAGGCGUUUGGAAUAUUUUCUGGUCCGCUACGGCAAUUUUUGUACAGUGUUGCUUUUUUGGUCGAUGUGGUGUGUUCAGGGAGUUGCAGCGUUUAUUAUUGAAGUUGCAAAGUUUUAGGGAUAGCUAAAGUGGAUUAAAAAGUAAAUUUGGUGAAAUUUGUGAUAAAAAUAUUUGUAACCAACGUGCCAUUUUGUAACUCGUCAAAGAUGGCAAAAUUAAGGCACACAGAUUAGCCGGUGGCAGUAAAGCAAAUAAUUUAUUACGAUUGUGGAUUUGGUGACUUAGAACAUACCUGCAUUGCUGUGUUCUAAGCAGUGCGUAGUGGCUGAUCUUCACUGCUAAAAUUAAGCGAGCCAUGAAUAAUCAGAUGAAUAACGCGGUGCGCAAAAUUCAUAACUUGCAUACGAGCGGUGCUGUGACCGUUACCGGUCUCAGCCAGCCCCGCAUAUUAAAACAGAAAGUUGGUUCCGGUAUUGUGACGUCCAGUAACACACAUAAUCUGCAACAGACACAUGUUAAUAGCUCAAAUCGAUGCUAUGUAUGCGACGAUGCACUGGGUGCAAGUCAACAGCAAAAUUUGCUCACCGAAACACAGACUUCGCAUACUGCCACCAAGUUUCCGAACAAAAUUGGCCAGCUUGUGGGUGAUGCUUUUAUGGUCAUUGUAAGCGUAGACGAUGUUGUGUGCGCACGUUGUACAAACCUGCUUAAUUAUUUGGAUCGACUGGAGAAUGAUGUUGAGCGCGUUAGAACCAACUUAAUGAAUCUGCUGCAUAAGAAAUAUGGCCUGAAUGAUGACAGUGGCGGAGGUAGUGCGCCAUCGCCUCCUAUAAAAAUGCAGAAACUGAAUAGCGGUACCGUCACACGCACUGCCGAAGAUACAACUAGUGAUUUGGGUCGAGUGCGCAAAGUUCUACAGACUGUGUCUAGUGAUUCAAGUGUGGGAAAGCAGUCACCUCCAGUUGUUAGCGCUGUGCAGCAAAUGAAAAUAUCUACACAAAAUGUAAGUCCGAAUGCAUCAGUGGGUGGCACCCAAACGUUUCAACGCAAGACAACCAGAAUAUACAAGUGUAUUUCAUGCGAUUAUAAGACAUCUGAUAUGCGAUUAUUUAAUACACAUUAUGAAACAUGCAAAUCACAAAAUUUCCAGUGCAAGAAUUGUAAGAAAAUCUUCCCGAACUUUGGUAGCAUGAAACAGCAUAUGGUGCGGGAACACAAUACCACUAUGGAUAAUACCUGUGCAGUUUGUCAUAUAAAUUUUGUAAAUGAGCCAGCUUUGCGAAAGCAUAUGGAAGCGAAUCACAGCACAAAUGUUGUAGUAACAAGUACGACGACACUUCCAUUAACACAGCAGUCGGCAGCAGAGGCGGCGAGUACAACAGGCGCCACCACACCACUUUAUACAUGUAACCAUUGUCAAUUCAAAUCCACAGACAAAGCGCUCUUUGAUGAGCACUUCAGAAAGCAUUUGUCUGGUGUAAAGCCCAAACCAUUUAAAUGUCGGCUAUGCGCUCAACGCUUUGAGACGCGUGAAGCUGCUACUGUCCAUGCCAAACAGCAUCAGCCCAACUACUUCAAAUGCGGCACCUGCUCCAUGUCCUUCCCAAAACGCGAAUUGCUAGUUAAGCAUUUCGAAGUGCAUCAGCAGUCCCAGCAACAGCAGCAGCAGCAGCAGCCGACCACAACCGCUACAGUUGUACAACAUCAACAAAUCGUUACACAAUCUGCGCCAAUAGUCAAACAGAUAACAACAAAACAACAGCAAGCGACGUCGCAAAAUAUUUUGACUACACAGAAGUUAUUGCAAGAAACCAUCGACGAGGCAUUAAGUGACAAUACAGUAAAUACCGUUGUAAGCAGUGCUGCUAACACAGAUGUGUUGCCUACCGCAGCCAACAACAUACGUUUCUUUUCAUGCCACAUCUGUUCUCUUACAUUCAUACAAGAAAAUUAUUAUAAUCAACAUAUGGAAGCGCAUCGUCAGGACAAGGAAGGCGUUGGUAGUGGUGGAAGCAGUGGUACUACAAUUACCACUUCAUCGUCAUCGGGUUCGGGUGGUAGUAUGCUACAUCCAAGUGCUGCUGCAUUACUUAGUGACGACAACAAAGCUGAUGGCGGCGACAGUGGUGAUCUGUCAUCGCACCAAGGUGGCGGUAGCGGCGUGGAAGCUGACAUUGAAAGCAUUUUUGAGAAAAUGCAUUCCGAUAAAAAUGAUAGCGCUGGCGAUACGUUAACAACAUCAGCUGCCAAUACCGCAACAACUACAAAUACCACAUCUGCGACUGGACAAAGCAGUAGAGACAGUUUGGUUAUCACAUCACAACAAGGCACGGGUGGUAUUACAUUUAAUAUUACUAUUCCACAGCCAGAAACUGGAACUACACAAGAGGCAAGAGAUAGCUCCAAAUCUAUACCGACAAGCACUGCGCCCGUAUCCGUGAGCAUAGAUAUGCCAGUAUUGGACCAACCUGACGAAGGCUUAACCCCAACGGCAGUUGGCAAAUCUGAAGGAAACAGUGGAAAAGAAAAGCAAGUCAGUGGUGGUAGUAUAGGUGCUGAUAGGAAAGUGUCUGCCCCUGUUAGCAUGCCAAGUUUAGAUGAUGAUAACGAUACGCAGGAGCAUAUGCAAUCACAAUCAGCGCAGGAAGAUAAAUCCCCCUCGUCGGAAGCAAAAAAAGGCAGUGACUCAAACGACGAAAAUGCGAGAACUGCUGGAGCAAAACAGGAAAAGGCUGAACAAUCUUCUAAAGCGGAGGGAGCUGAAUCAGCCUCAGGAAAGGGGGCAAAUGCUGCUGCCGCGAGCGCUUCAGAUGCUAAUGGCGAUGCCCAAUCGGACAAUACCGCUGCUGGCGGUGAAGGAGAAGGCGACCAUCAUCAACAAGUUUCAAUGGAAUUAGACGAGGCCAUGCAAGCGCAAGUGGAGGGCGGUCAAAUAAAGUUCAUACUUAAUGAAAAUGGUCAGCUAUUGCAACUGGAUAAUCACAUUAUUACCGAUGCUGAUGGCAACCAAAUACUGGUACAAGAUCCCGAGCAAAUCCAGCAGCUUCUACAAAGCGCCGGCCUAUUGCAAUCUGGCGACGGGCUUGAUGGUGAAACCUUACAAAUGAUGACGGAUGCUAAUGGUCAGAUGGUUUUGGUGCAGGGUGAGAACAAUGAGACGCAACUGAUCGAUGCUUCACUUCUGAACGCCGACGGACAAUUGGUAAUACAACAAGGACACGAUGGUGAACUAGGCGAAGGUGCACAUGUUAUUGGUGAAGACGGCACGCGGAUACCUGUUUCGGUAUCGUACACUGCCGAUGGGCAACCGAUCGUUAGAGUACAACAACAAAUGUUGGAAGCAUCUGGCGGAGAAGAAGAUCAAGCUGUGCUCGAAAAAGAUGCGGCUGCAGCAGCGACUACCACCGAGGAGGAGGGAACGUCAGAGGUAGCGGCAGAUGGUGCAGCCGCUGCAACAACCAGCGCAUCUUCAGCGGCAAGCGGUGACGCGGCGACUGGUGGCAAUGGUGAAGGCAAUGUAGCUGCGGCCAGAGGCGGUGAUGCCGGCAGCAGUAGUGGUGGAGAUUUCUUUCCUCUAGAAGAUCUUAUGCAACAAUCGGCGGAGGGUAAACCCGCGGAAUAGGAGUGGCUUUAGGAGAGCAUUAAUUGUACAAUUAUUGCAGACGAUUGGAAUUUCUAGAAUUUUAACUUGUACAACAACACACCUGCAUGCAAUGGUGA
Rhagoletis pomonella (apple maggot) is the source of this 3756-nucleotide messenger RNA. RefSeq lists its product as uncharacterized. The coding region runs from base 392 to 3658 and encodes 1088 amino acids. The record is from RefSeq and is a predicted model, not a curated record. Gene Ontology annotation, molecular function: DNA-binding transcription factor activity, RNA polymerase II-specific; RNA polymerase II cis-regulatory region sequence-specific DNA binding. Gene Ontology annotation, biological process: regulation of DNA-templated transcription. The transcript has 5 exons. Lineage: Eukaryota; Metazoa; Arthropoda; Insecta; Diptera; Tephritidae.